CCUUUGUUUGUGUAGAGUGAACAGCAAUAUGGCGACUUCCAAGAGUGCCAACACUUACAACAGACAAAACUGGGAAGAUUCGGAAUUUCCAGUUCUCUGUCAAACAUGUCUUGGAGACAAUCCUUAUAUAAGAAUGAUGAAAGAAAAAUAUGGCAAGGAAUGCAAGAUAUGUGCACGACCUUUUACCGUGUUUCGAUGGUGUCCUGGUGCCCGAAUGAGGUUCAAGAAAACUGAAGUGUGUCAGACUUGUUCCAAGUUGAAGAAUAUUUGCCAGACAUGUCUCUUGGAUUUGGAUUACGGUCUCCCUGUGCAAGUCCGAGAUGCUGCUCUUAAACUACAAGAUAACAUUCCUAAGUCAGAUGUCAAUAAAGAAUACUAUACUCAGAAUAUUGAAAGAGAGAUCAAUAACAGCGAUGGCACCACAGCAGCAGGUGCUUUAGCCAAAGCUACAGCUCCAAGUGACAUGUUACUGAAAUUGGCAAGGACAGCGCCUUAUUAUAAACGCAACAGGCCACACAUAUGUUCUUUCUGGGUUAAAGGAGAGUGUAAACGUGGAGAAGAGUGUCCUUACAGACAUGAAAAGCCCACUGAUCCCAAUGAUCCACUGGCUGAUCAAAACAUUAAAGACAGAUACUAUGGCCUUAAUGAUCCUGUAGCUGAUAAGCUGAUCAAGAGGUAUGCAACCAUGCCCAAACUGGAGCCACCUGAAGAUAAAACUAUCACAACAUUAUAUGUUGGAAACCUUGGUGUCCGUAUUGCAGAAAAAGAACUGAGGGACCAUUUCUAUCAGUUUGGAGAAAUCCGUUCUAUCAACGUGGUCAGUAAGCAACACUGUGCAUUUGUUCAGUUUACAAGCCGUUCUGCUGCAGAAUUGGCUGCAGAACGUUCAUUCAAUAAACUCAUCAUCCUUGGCCGACGUUUGAACAUUAAAUGGGGAAGAUCUCAGGCUCAACAGACUUUAAUGAAGAAGGAAGAUAUAGAAAAUGAGAAUCUUCUGGAACCUGUACCCGGUUUACCUGGGGUGACAUUACCAUUGCCACCUGAAGAACUGACCAACAACUAUUUUAAUCUUGGCCAGCCACCACCACUGGUACCUCCACCACCACCACAAGGUGUACCUCCCCGUAUUCCACCCCCAAUGGCACCACCGUUUAACAAUAUGCCUCGAGGUCCACCUCCUCCACCACCAGGUGUCAGACUACCCCCACCACCACCUGGAAUACUACCUGUGCGGCCACCGCCACUGAUCCCACCUCGAACUACUCAGCUCAACUCUGUCCACUAUCCAUCACAAGACCCGACACGUAUGGGAGCAGUAACUGUCACCAACCAGAAGACCUAGGAUCCAAUACCAUCAUCAGUCAAACUUGUGAACCACACAAAUAUGACACAACAAAAGAGAAUAUAUAUAUAUAUAUAUAUAUAUAUGUACACACACACACAUAUAUAUAUCAUCAUAAUGAUAGUGAU
Octopus sinensis (East Asian common octopus) is the source of this 1470-nucleotide messenger RNA. Its product is annotated as pre-mRNA-splicing factor RBM22. The record is from RefSeq and is a predicted model, not a curated record. The coding region runs from base 29 to 1342 and encodes 437 amino acids. Lineage: Eukaryota; Metazoa; Mollusca; Cephalopoda; Octopoda; Octopodidae. Gene Ontology annotation, cellular component: U2-type catalytic step 2 spliceosome; U2-type catalytic step 1 spliceosome; Prp19 complex. Gene Ontology annotation, molecular function: U6 snRNA binding; metal ion binding; pre-mRNA binding. The transcript is spliced from 9 exons.